Molecule: messenger RNA, 1699 nt
Organism: Sarcophilus harrisii (Tasmanian devil)
Lineage: Eukaryota; Metazoa; Chordata; Mammalia; Dasyuromorphia; Dasyuridae
Gene: CAMKMT
Product: calmodulin-lysine N-methyltransferase
Cellular component (GO): cytoplasm
Molecular function (GO): calmodulin-lysine N-methyltransferase activity
Source: RefSeq, a predicted model, not a curated record
UCUCGCCACGCUUCGACCUGCCCUCAUCCAAAAUGGUCACCCAGGUGGGGAGGUGUGCUAGGAAGUAGAGACAAAUCGAUCGCCACGCUUCUCGUUCGCGGUUGCCAAGGUGACGCGUUUACCCGGAAGGGCCGUGGACCCGAGCCGGCUUCAGCGGCUAGGCCACGCGGUUCCGAGUCUGGCAGCCGCAGGUCCUGGCAGCUAAGAGGCAGGCACGCAGGUCCUGGCAGGAAACGGCGGCAGUACGAGAUGGAGCCGCCAGCGUCGGGGGCAGGUUCUGGAGCCGCGGGAGAGCUCGUAGCUGGGGAGGCGAGGUCUGCGUCUCGGGGGUCGCUGGGAGCCGCCAGGUGGAAGCUACUCCGGCAGGUUCUGAGGCAGAAACACUUGGAUGAUAACCUACGACAAAUAUCUGUAAGAAGAUUUGAAUCCUUUAAACUGUUUUCAGUAACAGAAAUAAAAAAGGGGAAAACAGAAGAUGAGGCUGAUACCUGGGUUCAGUAUACAAGUGUGUUUUAUCCUGAAUACAGUAUUUCUUUAAGGAAUAAUCAAGGAUCUAUAAAUGUUGAAGAUAUUUUUACCAGCUUUGACAACACAGGGAAUAUCUGUAUCUGGCCUUCUGAAGAGGUUCUGGCCUACUACUGCCUCAAGCACAAUCAGAUGUUCAGGGACCUUGCUGUGUGUGAGCUAGGGGGUGGCUUGACAUGCUUGGCUGGGCUCAUGGUUGCUAUUUCUGCAGAUGUCAAAGAAGUUCUGUUAACUGAUGGGAAUGAAAAGGCCAUCAAAAAUGUGAACGACAUCAUCAAAAGGAACCAGAAGGAAGGUGUAUUUAAGACUCAAGCAAUAUCAAGCUGCGUUUUACGAUGGGAUAAUGAGACAGAUGUCUCUCAACUGGAAGGACAUUUUGACAUUGUUAUGUGUGCUGACUGCCUGUUUCUGGACCAGUACAGAGCUAGCCUUGUUGAUGCAAUAAAGAGAUUACUCCAGCCCAAUGGGAAAGCGAUGGUAUUUGCCCCACUCCGAGGGACUACUCUAAACCAGUUUUGCAAUCUAGCUGAAAAAGCUGGUUUCUCUCUCCAAAGACAUGAAAAUUAUGAUGAACACAUUUCAAACUUCCACUCCAAGUUGAAAAAUGAAGAAUGGGACACAUAUGAAGAAGAUCUUCAUUAUCCACUUCUACUAGUUUUAAGCAAACACGGAUAAAAGACUAAACAACUCAGUGAAGGCAAACAUCAAUAUGUAUAGUCAUAUAUUUUUUCAAAAUAAUAUGAACAUGUAAUUGAUAAGAGAAACAUGUUUGGUUUGGGGAUUUUUUGAUAGGUUGCUUUUUUUGUUUGCUUUGUUUUGCUUUGUUUUUUCGUAUUGAUAAUGGAAAGUCCUAAGAUUUCUGCAUUGUAUCACCUCCAGAAUAUUGUAGGGUUUUGAGUUUCAGGUUUUACCUUUUUUAAAAUACAGUCCUCCCAGCCGACUUCAUGCUUUUUCCUAAACCAAACUGUUUUGUUUGCCUGUGAAAACUCACAUAUAUUUGUAGUAAACUCUAAUGCUUUUCUGAUUAAUUGGGAACAAAAUUCUUUUUAGUUAGAGUUUUUAUAUAGGUUUCUUUUGGGGGAGAGACUUCUAAACAAGACAUGUCAUGAUUCUUCUUUCCCCAAAAAAACUCAUUUCUUUGGAACCUCCUCGAAAUUAACUGUCUCUCUCUCUC